CCUACUUUUUUUCUAGACUCUUCCAUUUCCCUCAGUCCAGACGGUUGCUCCGCCAAUGGCUUCCGAUCUCGAAAAGAGUGCCAAGGAGGCGUUCAUCGACGACCACUUCGAGUUGGCCGUUGACCUCUACACCCAGGCCAUCGCUCUCAACCCUCAGAGCGCCGAGCUCUACUCCGACCGCGCGCAGGCCAACAUCAAAUCCGGCAAUCUCACUGGGGCUGUUGCGGAUGCGAACAAGGCAAUUGAGUUCGAUCCAUCACUAUACAAAGCGUAUUUGCGCAAAGGAAUUGCCUGCAUCAAGCUCGAGGAAUAUGAGACUGCAAAGGCAACCCUGGAAAUUGGUGCUCCUCUGGCCCCGCAUGAGACAAGAUUCGCUGAAUUGAUAAAAGAGUGUGAUGAGAAAAUUGCAGAGGAAACUGGUGUUCAACCAACAUCUUCGUUGGAGAAAAACAUGACAGAGAAUGUUAUACCUGCAGAAGAUGUUCAGCCUGUGAGUCAACCUUCCAAUCAGGUGACCGUAGCAACUGUCAAACCAAAAUACAGGCAUGAAUUCUACCAGAAGCCAGAAGAAGUGGUUGUGACCAUAUUCGCCAAGGGCAUACCAGCCAAAGAUGUUAAUGUUGACUUUGGUGAACAAAUACUAAGUGUUAGUAUUGAUGUCGCUGGUGAAGAUACGUAUCAUUUUCAGCCUCGUUUAUUUGCGAAGAUAAUACCUGAAAAGUGUAGAUUUGACGUUCUGUCCACCAAAGUUGAAAUUCGCUUGGCUAAAAUUGAACCAUUACACUGGACAUCUCUUGAAUUCAGCAAGGACAGCCCUGUUCCACAAAGGGUCAGUGGCCCAGUUGUUUUAGCGCCAAGGCCAUCCUACCCAUCCUCGAAACCAAAAAGGGUCGACUGGGAUAAGCUGGAGGCCCAAGUGAAGAAGGAGGAAAAAGAAGAGAAGCUUGAUGGUGAUGCAGCUUUGAACAAAUUUUUCCAAGACAUAUACAAGGAUGCUGAUGAGGACACAAGAAGGGCCAUGAGAAAAUCUUUUGUGGAAUCGAACGGGACAGUGCUUUCGACAAACUGGAAAGAAGUGGGAAACAAAAAGGUUGAGGGAAGUGCUCCGGACGGCAUGGAGAUGAAGAAAUGGGAGUUCUAGACUGUUGCUGCACUCUAGUACUAGUUGGAACCGAGUGAUAUGCUUUUUCUUUGUGCUUGUAACCUAUUUGGGAGUGUGAUUUUGUUGGUUGGACAGACAAUAGUUUUGCAGUUAGUCUUUGGCACUACUCUGGCUGUUUGGAUGAUGACUCUCUUAGUCUCUUCCGCCUGUGAAAUUAACCCGCAUUGGUGUAUUUUCUUUUGUGUUUUGCUUGUGCCUUGUACGCUCAAAACCGAUCCCAUCUGGACAAAUUGUAAGUGUUUAAUACCUAAUUUCUUUGUUCUUGCGUUGUUGA
Pyrus x bretschneideri (Chinese white pear) is the source of this 1436-nucleotide messenger RNA. Its product is annotated as protein SGT1 homolog. Lineage: Eukaryota; Viridiplantae; Streptophyta; Magnoliopsida; Rosales; Rosaceae. Gene Ontology annotation, cellular component: cytoplasm; nucleus. Gene Ontology annotation, molecular function: protein-folding chaperone binding. Bases 56 to 1141 code for a protein of 361 amino acids. Gene Ontology annotation, biological process: protein stabilization; defense response to fungus. The transcript has 10 exons. The record is from RefSeq and is a predicted model, not a curated record.